Messenger RNA from Nematostella vectensis (starlet sea anemone), 521 nucleotides. RefSeq lists its product as uncharacterized. The record is from RefSeq and is a predicted model, not a curated record. The transcript is spliced from 2 exons. NCBI's taxonomy places the organism in Eukaryota, Metazoa, Cnidaria, Anthozoa, Actiniaria, Edwardsiidae. The coding region runs from base 30 to 521 and encodes 163 amino acids.
GGUUACUUCUAUUAGUAAAAAUCCCAUCAAUGGAUUGGCGUUUUCUCCUCGUUUAUCUGGUGUUAGUGGUCUUAGUGAUACCCACGUGCUUCGGGACAAGCGAUGAUGAGUCAAAUCAAGACAAGAAACAGGACAAAGAUGAGGACAAGCAGUUUAUCUCAAGAAAUGUGCCCCUUAACGAAGACGAGUACGAUGCCCUGUUUUCCCUACUAAGUGUUGAAGCAUCGUUGAAAGACUGGCCUAAAACAGAAAACAAAGCUUUACGGCAACGAGUGUAUAGAAAGCUGAAAAGCAACAAGUUCGAACUGCGUGAGGUCCAUGACCCAAUGACAGCGAUAAAAGUCCAACGUAUCGUGCACACAGGAACAGGAUGCAUCGUUGCUAAGAAGUCAGAGCUCCCGAAAAUUGUUGACAAGUUCUACAAAGAAAGAAAGGGCGAAGGCGCCAGGAAGAUCAAUCCCACUAUCCGUAUCAUUUACGCCGGUUUAUCUCGAAAACGUAUUCAAGGAACUCUGAACUAG